AAAAAAAUGAAAAAAAAAAGCAAGGCCUUAUCUACAUUUUACACUGAGCGCGAGCUGUGACCGGAAAGAGAAGCCGAAGGAAGAAGAUGUUGAGCCCCAUCUCCAUUGCUUCACCUUCAACCGCCACAUUACCUCCAAAGCUUCUCUCAUCGCUCCCAAAUUCCUCCUUCAAUGGUCUCAGGCUCCAACUCAGCUUUCCCGUUCGGGUUCCUCCUUUAGCGGCGUCGUUUGGAAAGCCUUCCCCAUCGUCGUCUGUGGUGAUGAUGGCGAAGAGAGACGAAGAGAUGAAGGAAAUAAGAGCCAAAACCACAGAAGAAAUCAAUGAGGAGGUUAUUGAUCUCAAGGGUGAGCUCCUCAUGCUUCGCCUCGAGAAAUCGGUCCGAAAUGAGUUCAAAGCCAGCGACUUCGGUCGCAUGCGCAAAAGGGUUGCUCGCUUGCUUACUGUUAGAAGGGAAAGAGAAAUUGAAGAGGGAAUCAAUAAGAGAUUGUCGAGAAAGUUUGAUCGGCAAUGGAAGAAGAGCAUAGUUGUAAGACCACCUCCAUCCUUGAAAAAGUUGCUGGCAGAAGAAGCAGCAGCAAAAGCGUCAGAAGCAACUGUAGAAGUUGAGAAGUCUGCUUAAACCUUAUGUUUUAAGUGAUUGUUCAGUAAAACACCAGUGAGAAAAAUGAUAAAACAAAGAAUCUGACAUAUUCCUGGUUUGGAUUAUUGCUCAAUUUCUUUCGUGGAUCAUCUUUUUGUAUAAUGUUGUAAUUCUUGGUAGGGUUGAUUGGUUUUUUCCCUUUCAACUCUACAUUGCUGUUUAUUUGGUACUCCAAUAUAAUCGAUAGAAUGUUACAUAAUUUUACAAA
Messenger RNA from Ziziphus jujuba (common jujube), 849 nucleotides. Its product is annotated as large ribosomal subunit protein uL29c. The transcript has 2 exons. Gene Ontology annotation, molecular function: structural constituent of ribosome. Gene Ontology annotation, biological process: translation. Gene Ontology annotation, cellular component: chloroplast; ribosome. The record is from RefSeq and is a predicted model, not a curated record. NCBI's taxonomy places the organism in Eukaryota, Viridiplantae, Streptophyta, Magnoliopsida, Rosales, Rhamnaceae. The coding region runs from base 87 to 620 and encodes 177 amino acids.